UUUCAGAGAGUAACGGUCCAAUAACGCUUUCAAUAUGAAGGUCUACAUCGUACUGGCAGUAGUGCUCCUGGCAGGCUUGGCAGCAGCCUUUCCUCAGCUAAAAGAGGGCCAACAAUUUAGUAAUGAAGCGAUUAGACAAGCACAGAAUACAUAUCUAAUUCCUAAGGAUGCCACGAUUCAGAAUGUCCAGGAAAGUCAAGAGCUAAGAGCUUACGAAAUGAUUCCCGGAAGCCAGAGGAUCAAUUUGUUCGAAAUCCUCGGAGAUCAAGUUCCUCCAGAAGUUGUAAACAAUCUCCAAAGUCAGAUCGACCAGAUCGGAAGAAAUUGAAAUUACUCUUUGGAUUAGUUUGUUGCCAUCGCCACCGUUGUCAUCAUACAAUAAUUCUGAGUCUGUUGUGUACGUGUAGCAAAGUAUUUAUGACCAAGUGAUAUAUAUUGCUACUAGUUAAAUGUAUAUAUGCUUUUUUAUAAAUUUUAUAAAUAAAACAAGUAACCACAA
Belonocnema kinseyi is the source of this 499-nucleotide messenger RNA. RefSeq lists its product as uncharacterized. The record is from RefSeq and is a predicted model, not a curated record. NCBI's taxonomy places the organism in Eukaryota, Metazoa, Arthropoda, Insecta, Hymenoptera, Cynipidae. Bases 35 to 328 code for a protein of 97 amino acids. The transcript is spliced from 2 exons.